Molecule: messenger RNA, 918 nt
Organism: Aspergillus terreus NIH2624
Lineage: Eukaryota; Fungi; Ascomycota; Eurotiomycetes; Eurotiales; Aspergillaceae
Product: pyrroline-5-carboxylate reductase family protein
Exons: 2
Coding region: 1-918 (305 amino acids)
Biological process (GO): L-proline biosynthetic process
Molecular function (GO): pyrroline-5-carboxylate reductase activity
Source: RefSeq, a predicted model, not a curated record
AUGGCCGAAUUAAGAAAAGCCACUCUCUGUAUCCUUGGCUGCGGCAACCUGGGAAUUGCCAUCCUGGACAGCCUGAUCAAAGCAAUAAGCUCCAAUGAACACAAAGAUAACCUCCUCUUUGACCGGGUCAUCGCCUGCGUGCGUAGCGAAAGAUCUGAAAAACGACUGAAGGAGCGAUAUCCUGCAGCGUUUGACCACUUGAUGAUCUCCCGCGACAGCAACGUCAACGCCGUGGAACUGUCCCAAGUCAUUAUUUUGGCCGUUGAUCCCGCAGACAUUGAGCAGACCUUAGCACAGCCAGGUCUCCGCGAAGUCCUGGUCAACAAGCUACUGAUCAGCGUCGCAGCUGGAUGGACACGGAAGGGCUUGGAAAACGCCCUCUAUGGCAGCGACACAACGCUGGAAAACAACAAGGGCCGAGCGUGGGUUGUGCGCACACUACCUAACAUCGCCGCUCAGGUCGCUCAGUCCUUCACAGCCAUCGAGGUCUCGGAGCCGGCCGUGCCUGCUCCAUACAUGGAGGUCGUAGAUGGCAUUUUCAAACAAAUUGGACAGAUAGCGCACAUUCCACCCCGGUUGAUGGACGCUUCCUCCGCGGUGGCGGGGUCAACUCCUGCUUUCUUUGCUGUCAUCGCAGAUGCACUGAUCGAUGCGGCGGUGGCGGUCGGCAUGCCGAGACACCUGGCCCAGGCGAUGAUCUUUCAGUCAAUGCAGGGAACAGCCAGUAUCCUCCAAAGUGGAGUGCACCAGGCGAUCCUACGAGACCAGGGCACAGCACCGGAAGGGUGCACAAUCGCCGGGUUGAUGGUAAUGGAAGAAGGAGCUGUGCGAGGGCAUGUUGGGCGCGCGUUGCGAGAAGCUGUCACAGUUGCUCGUCAGAUGGAUGGAACUCGUCACGUUAACGACACCAGGCAAUAG